AUGACAUCGCUCAAUGGCCACGCAAAUGGCUCAACAUCUACUCUAAUCAACGGCGAUGCAGCCUCACGCGAGCCCGUCAUCAUCGUUGGCGCCGGUCUCGCGGGCCUCGUCGCAGCCUACGAGAUCACAAAGGCAGGGCAGAAAGUCAUCUUCGUCGAGCAAGAGAAUUCGGCCAAUCUAGGCGGCCAAGCGUUUUGGUCCCUCGGCGGCAUAUUCCUCGUUGACUCGGUCGAGCAACGCCGAUUCGGUAUUCGCGACUCGCUCGAACUCGCACGCAGAGACUGGUACAACAGUGCGCAGUGGGAUCGCUUGGAUGACGAGGACUUCUGGGCAAAGAAGUGGGCAGAUGCCUACUUGGAGUUCGCGGCGGGUCCGAAGAGGCAGUAUCUGCGUGAUUUAGGAGUGGGGUAUCUGCCUACUACCGGUUGGGCGGAGCGCGGAGCGUCUGUGGCUACGGGCCAUGGCAACUCGGUGCCCCGUUUCCACUUGACGUGGGGCACGGGACCUGCCAUUGUCAAGGCUUUCGCCGAUCCAGUACUCGAGGCGCAAAAGAAGGGCCUGGUGGAAUUCAGAUGGCGCCACCAAGUCGAUGCUAUCAGCCUUGACUCCGCAGGUCGAGCUGUAGGCGUGGCAGGCAUCGUCCUUGAGCCAUCGGACCAUCUUGACCGCGGCGUGCAAUCUUCUCGCAAGGCGGUGGGCGACUUUGAGAUUACGGGUCGUGCAGUCUUGGUUUCGUCAGGUGGUAUCGGCGGCAACGUCCCCUUGGUCAAGAAGCUCUGGCCUAAGGAGCGCUUUCACAACUACACGCCCGAGCACUGGGUCGUUGGCGUGCCCGCUCACGUUGAUGGCCGCAUGAUCUCCAUCUCAGAGAAGGCCGGGGCUCGCACUGUCAACAACGACCGCAUGUGGCACUACACCGAGGGCUUGAAGAAUUGGAACUCCAUCUGGCCCAACCACGGCAUUCGUGUCAUCACAGGCCCGUCCUCCCUGUGGCUAGACGCAAAGGGCAAACGCCUCCCUCCUCCCUGCUUCCCUUCGGCAGACACGCUCAGCACGCUUCGCUACAUUUGUUCGACGGGGUAUGACCACACCUGGCUCAUCCUCAACAAGAGCAUUGCAUUGAAGGAAUUUGCAUUGUCCGGCUCGGAGCAGAAUGCAGACUUCACCUCAAAGUCCCUCGUCGGCGUACUUAAGCGCGUCAUCUGGGGCUCGCAGCACAUUCACGACUUCCAGCAGAAGGGCGAGGACUGGGUCACGGCAGACAAUGUUGAGUCUCUGGUCGAGGGUAUGAACAAGAUUGUCAAACGCGACGGGCGUGGGCCUGAGGUGGAGCUGGAGCAGAUUCGCGAGGAGUUGGAGACGAGAGAUGCGCAGAUGGAUCACCCUUACUCGAAGGACACACAGGUCAUGCUGAUCCGCAAUGCCAAGUCGUACAAAGGAGACGUCCGAUGCUGCAAGCCGCACAAGAUUGGGGAUCCCAAGUGGGGGCCGUUGAUCGCGAUCAGGCUCAACCUGAUCACACGCAAGACGCUGGGUGGCAUUCAGACGAAUCUGGAGAGUCAGGUGAUGAAGGAAGAUGGAACUGUGCUACCUGGGCUUUAUGCCGCGGGAGAGGUGGCUGGGUUCGGAGGCGGGGGCGUUCACGGACUCAACGCUCUGGAGGGAACGUUCUUGGGCGGUUGCAUCUUCUCGGGCAGGGCGGCGGGCAUGUCGCUGGCGGGAGAGGGGGACGCCAAGGCUGCGACGCAAGUUUGAUGCCGUUGCGUGGACGCUGAGUCGCUGCUCUGCUGUAUUGUACAUUCUUGAC
This is a messenger RNA of Jaminaea rosea, 1807 nucleotides long. Its product is annotated as FAD binding domain-containing protein. Gene Ontology annotation, molecular function: oxidoreductase activity, acting on the CH-CH group of donors. Bases 1 to 1755 code for a protein of 584 amino acids. The record is from RefSeq and is a predicted model, not a curated record. Lineage: Eukaryota; Fungi; Basidiomycota; Exobasidiomycetes; Microstromatales. The transcript is spliced from 2 exons.